This is a messenger RNA of Cryptococcus deneoformans JEC21, 3246 nucleotides long. RefSeq lists its product as hypothetical. Gene Ontology annotation, biological process: regulation of DNA-templated transcription. The transcript is spliced from 8 exons. Gene Ontology annotation, molecular function: sequence-specific DNA binding; DNA-binding transcription factor activity. The record is from RefSeq and is a predicted model, not a curated record. NCBI's taxonomy places the organism in Eukaryota, Fungi, Basidiomycota, Tremellomycetes, Tremellales, Cryptococcaceae. Bases 490 to 2907 code for a protein of 805 amino acids.
AUGCCAUUUCAUCCCCAUCACCUUGCAGGAUAGUUUUGUUUUCUCACCUCCUAUACUGACUGCUUUAUAGCCACCAGCGGCAUACAGCUCAAGUCCUCUCGCACCAGCCAACGGACUUCCCUUCACAUCCCAAUCGUCCCAAUCACCAUUUCUUGCUCCUUUGAUCUCAAGCUAUCGAGGUUUUUCUUCGAUAUUUUUGGGUCAUCUCACAGUGUCAGCGGCAAAGCCCUGAUUGAACUCUUCUAAACAAAUAUAAAAUACUUCCCCAGGUGGAAAGCCUCGAGAGCACAUUGACUUGGCGUCCAUCACUACGGCACCCAAUUCACCCAGUGAGACUUCAAGCCUACCGUCUUCUUGGCCUGCGCCGCCCGGAGUCCCCUGAAAAACUAAUAUGACACGGUGUUGAUUUGCCCCGAGAUUACCAAACAUCGCUGUAGCGCCCAUCGGCUUAUUGCGUAAUUAUUGGCUCAGCCCAUCUCACAAAACUUCAUGAAUUCUUUCUCCUACCUUCCUCCGCCUCCUCGUGAGCCCAACUUGGCUCUUUUUCAACCGUCGUCCUACCCUCCACCAUCGGCAUCUCCUUUUGGCAGACCCAACCUCCCACAUCAAACCUCGCUUCAUCAUCAACACAACAACAGCAAUGGCAGCUCUUACCAACCAGAUAACAGCCCAGUUAUAUUAGACGACUGGGAUCCCAAAUCACCUGUCUCCCAAUCUAGAACUUAUGUCUCACCCGAUCCACCUCCUAGGGAUGAGGAUGUCUUCCCACCACCUUACGAGCAUCACCAUUCAAACGUCAACCAACAUGAGCAAUCACAUUCACAAUCAUAUCCACCAAGACGGCCCAUUUCUGUUCCAGCAGCGUACUCGGCUUCCACAUCAUCGUCAUCUAUGCGCAAAGUGCUGUUCCCGCAUCAUCAUGGAUUAAUAGCGUCUUCUUCAAACAUGCCUGCAGGGAGUGAUGGUGUCAGAGAUGGAGGGUUGCAUAUUAGUAUAGGAAAAGGUGAUAUGACGCCUGAGAUGGACCCGUUUUACAAUCCUAUUAUGUCUCCGGUUCCUCAGCAAUCGUCGAAAAAGAAGAAGGCCAGGAAGACAGAGGGGAAACAACCGACUUUCUUGAUAAAGCUCUAUUCGUUACUGUCUCAACCCGAAUAUAGUCAUAUCAUCCGAUGGGACGAAACAGGUGAAUUAAUAAUCAUCGAAAAUCCUGAAGAGCUGGCAGACAAGAUCUUACCUGUGGUAUAUCGACAAAGCAGGUUCGCAAGCUUCUCACGACAACUCAAUAUUUACGGAUUCAACAGAAAGCUUAGCUUGAGGAAUGUCGAAAAAGGCAUCUGCGACCCCGAUGCCAGCAGUUGGUCUCAUCCCUUCCUUCGGCGAGAUUCGACCAAACAAGAGAUUACCUCUUUCAAACGUCGCGUUCCUCCUCGCCCCUCUCAAGCCCAAAAACGUCGCAUGUCGAUGGGCCUUGGCAUCGGCAUCAAGCCAUCUUACGCCGGCGCCUCCAACUGCGAAGAUCAAGCCUCACCCACAUCUUCCGAACGCUCGCUUGAUUGGCAAUCACCUCCAGACCCUUAUCGACAUCACCUCCUACCGGACGUUGACGAGGAAGCGCCGUUUGUAUUUCCAACAAGGGAUUACUUUGGUAUGGCCGGCCAUGCGCCUAUGGAGUACGAAGGAUGGAAACAUAAUGGUACAGCGGCAGGGAAUUUACAAGGUGCGGUAGGACAAGUGGAAGAGGGAUUUUCGCCUACGAUGUCAAUUCAUUUUGAUUAUGGGAUACCACCUGAUAGAAAUAGGUUGGAUGGGUGUAUGGCGUCGAGUCAAGUCCGGCAUGGAGGAAGCCCGAAAGGACUUGCGAUCAAUAUUCCCUGCUCAUCGCACCUUCCUAACCAUCACACUCAACAGCAGGUUCAACCAUCUCUCCCACUUUUAUGUCAACCAGCAUCUUUCUCUCUACUCACCCAGAAAUCACCAACAAAUAUUGUUCCACAGAGCGCACCAGCCAAUACAGGCUCGUUUCCCAUUCCUAUACAGGUGACGCAGCAGCACAUCCGUACUCGGAGCGUACAGGGUGAACCUCCAAGUGCUAUGUUGUUCUCCCCAUUCGGUGAAGAGUUGGGGGAAGUCCCUGGACCUGCUGGAUUUUCUCAGAGUCUCAAUGGUACAAGAGGUUACAGACGUCAAGCGGGAAAUAUGGGCCAGCCUGCUAUUCUGGCAGCACCGAUUCUUGAUCCUUCUGAUCCAUCUACCUGGGCUCGACGCGGGUUCAUAGACCUCACCACGGCAGGCGCUUCCAACCCGCUCCCAUUCAACCCAGUGCCAAUUUCUGCAAGCCACGCAACCUCGCCCCACUCUUUACCUACUAAUCUGAAUUCCUUGCACCAACAGCAGACUGCGUCACCCUCGGAAUUGAUGGGUCAGUCAAUGAGCGCUGCACUGAGCGAUGAUUCGCCAACAACGGUCUCGCCAGGGAUAUACCAAUUGGGCUUUUCAUUGCCUGCCUAUCCACCUUUGAAGAGACACAUCUCGUCGCUUAACCCACCUGUAAGCGCUCACCUCAACCCGACUGCAAACAUGACCUCUAACACUGGUCUCGCAAAGUCGCCUGACAUGGCUAACGGGAAUAAUGUCCGUCUUUCAGCUAUCAUCCAGACGAAACAAGAUCGACGGCAGUCAAUCAGUGCAAGCCCAUAUCCGCAUUCUGCGCAGUCUCCAAGGCAAAGGCCAGGGGUGCUUAAUGCGAGUGAUAACGUGGGUGGGAAUGGGUCUUGGACGGGGAUGAAUGGAGGUUCGUUGCGGAUGAUAGGAUGUUCGGGUCGGGGUAGUGAAGGAGGCAGUUCGGCAGUUGAUGUAGGUAAUGUUGACGGUGGUGAAAGGAAGCAGAAUGGGCAUUCGUCUUCUUGAGCUGGUGGAGGUUUUCAAUGGGUUGAUGGUUUGCGUACUGGUUGCGAGAAUCUUCCCGCUACUGUAUCCAUAUGUUUAUAUCCUCUUCGACUUUACAUUUCACAUUCCUUUUAUUACGAUUUCGAAUUAACAGCCAGAAAUAAUGUCGAUAGCCAAUUUAGUCAACGUUUGUCAGACAGGAAAGAUGGCCGCCCGUCACGAGACCCUCAGAGUUGUACAUUGUGUUAGAUCCCUCGUAUCUUAUUGCUUUGCGUAUGUUUGGUCCUUGUGAGGAAAGAGCUUUUCUCGUUGCCUAUGUGCUAUGCCCUAUGUUUGCUUAUAGAUAUGAACAACGUUCCC